AUGAGGCUAAUAAUCAUUCCGGGAAUCUCAUUACUAGUUGUCCAUGAUCAAAAGUAUGAGCAGUUCAUUCAAUGGCUCGAUUCAAAUGACUUUCCAAAAACAAAGCUAGAACUUGCUCAUUUCCCAAGCAAGUCUUCCCGCUACUUGUUAUUUUUAUUUUCACGACUCACUAACACGUACACUGGUCGUGGUAUGAUGGCCAUGAGCCCUAUUGAGGCUGGAGAAGUCAUUGUCUCGGUACCUAGGCGUUUCCUUAUAACCAACAAGAGCCUCAUGGCUAUUUAUGGCCCCCACCCUUUAAGCACUCAUCAACUCCUGGCACUACAUCUGGUUCUUUUGUGUCGUGAUCGAGAGUCUUGGUGGGAACCAUAUACUAGUUUACUUCCAUCCCAUUUCAGCACCAUGCCUGUAAAGUAUCCCACAGAACUCCAAAAUCACUUACCACAUUCAUUGACAGUCUUAUUUACCCGGUUUGGUUUAGAACAAGUAGCCCAACAGAAACACAAAAUCGAAGAGGAUUUUGUAGCAGCCGCAAAAUUCUUUAAUAGUAAAAGAGACUCUCUUCAGUCCCAAGAGCCCAUUCUUUAUGAGGAAUACGAGUGGGCUUGGUUGUGUGUAAACACUAGAUGCAUCCACCUAAAAACCGCAGAUGCUACUGCAAAGGGAGGAAAUAUGGCACUUGCACCUAUGCUUGAUUUUCUCAACCAUGCCUGGGAUGCCAAAAUUCAGAGCGAUUUCAAUAUCAAAAACCAGUGUUUUGAGAUCAAGACAUUGGUGCCCUAUGCCAAGGGCGAGCAAGUUUUUAUCAGCUAUGGGCCACAUGAUAAUUUGGCCAUAUUGAAAGAAUAUGGAUUUGUUGUGCCUGAUAAUGUAUUCAAUUAUAUACAAUUGGAUGAUGAGGUGUGGUCUUUAUUUGAUGAUAUGGAAACACCCGAGGGCGCUAUCAUUAAAAAACAAAUCUUGGAGGGAGCUGGAUACUCAGGUGACUAUUCUAUAAAAAAGGGCGAUGUAUCAUUCAGAUUGCUUUGUGCUUUGCGACUGUUGGCCUUGGAAGGCGCAGGUAGACCCGGAUUUAAUCGUCGGGUUAUGCAGUGGAAUGAUGUUGUAAUGGGCCAGACAGAGCGUAUUAGUGCUGACAAUGAGCGAAGAGUGAUGAUUAUGCUACAGUCAAUAUGUGGACAAGUUCACGAAGAAGCUGCUAGAGAAGUAGAGGAGUUGGAAGAAAUCAUGAACAACAACUCGCCAGGGAUGCAUCCAUUUGCAGUACGUUUCUUGCACAGUACAUGGAAUGAGACAAAAGCUAUUGCUAGUGAAAUGUUGAUAGAAAUAGAAGAAAAGUUACCUCUUAUUACAUAA
This is a messenger RNA of Phycomyces blakesleeanus NRRL 1555(-), 1356 nucleotides long. RefSeq lists its product as hypothetical. The record is from RefSeq and is a predicted model, not a curated record. The transcript is spliced from 10 exons. Gene Ontology annotation, biological process: peptidyl-lysine monomethylation; peptidyl-lysine trimethylation. NCBI's taxonomy places the organism in Eukaryota, Fungi, Mucoromycota, Mucoromycetes, Mucorales, Phycomycetaceae. Gene Ontology annotation, molecular function: protein-lysine N-methyltransferase activity; protein binding. The coding region runs from base 1 to 1356 and encodes 451 amino acids.